CCUCCCGGACUUUACCCUCUAGAAAAUUGUACAGUGUUUCCGGCUCUUCUCAGUUGUAGACACUCGUAAGUUUUCGGCAGUUUCCGGGGAAACUCGGGGAUUCUGCGUCUGGCUCGCUGCGUUCCGAUAGCAGGGUUCGGCGGGGCAGGAUCCCAAGCUGGUCAUGGCGUCCCCAUCUCGGAGACUGCAAACGAAACCCGUUAUUACUUGUUUCAAGAGCGUCCUACUGAUCUACACUUUUAUCUUCUGGAUCACUGGUGUUAUCCUUCUUGCUGUUGGCAUUUGGGGCAAGGUGAGCCUGGAGAAUUAUUUUUCCCUUUUAAAUGAGAAGGCCACCAAUGUCCCCUUCGUGCUCAUUGGCACUGGCACUGUCAUUAUUCUUUUGGGUACCUUUGGUUGUUUUGCUACCUGCCGAGCUUCUGCGUGGAUGCUAAAACUGUAUGCAAUGUUUCUGACUCUCAUUUUUUUGGUCGAAUUGGUCGCUGCCAUUGUAGGAUUUGUUUUCAGACAUGAGAUUAAGAACAGCUUUAAAAAUAAUUAUGAGAAGGCAUUGAAGCAAUAUAACUCUACGGGAGAUUAUAGAAGCCAUGCUGUAGAUAGGAUCCAAAGUACGUUACAUUGUUGUGGUGUCACCGAUUAUAAAGAUUGGAAAGAUACUAAUUAUUACUCAGAAAAAGGAUUUCCCAAGAGUUGCUGUAAACAUGAAGAUUGUUCUCCACAGAGAGAUGCAGAUAAAGUAAACAAUGAAGGUUGUUUUAUAAAGGUGAUGACCAUUAUAGAGUCAAAAAUGGGAGUUGUUGCAGGAAUUUCCUUUGGAGUUGCUUGCUUCCAGCUUAUUGGAAUCUUUCUAGCCUACUGCCUCUCUCGUGCCAUAACAAAUAACCAGUAUGAGAUAGUGUAACCAGCAUAUCUGCCGGCUUACUCCUCUCCAACUUUAAGGACACUUAGGUUCCUCCCUGUGAAUUACAAGAUUGCCUGGAUGGAAGACUGACAACACUACUUAGACCAAAAAAUUACACCAAUAUGCUGAUUCAAUCAAGAUAUAUGU
Carlito syrichta (Philippine tarsier) is the source of this 1048-nucleotide messenger RNA. It is a transcript of the gene TSPAN6, whose product is annotated as tetraspanin 6. Gene Ontology annotation, cellular component: membrane. The record is from RefSeq and is a predicted model, not a curated record. The coding region runs from base 164 to 901 and encodes 245 amino acids. Lineage: Eukaryota; Metazoa; Chordata; Mammalia; Primates; Tarsiidae. The transcript is spliced from 8 exons.